Molecule: messenger RNA, 788 nt
Organism: Hypomesus transpacificus
Lineage: Eukaryota; Metazoa; Chordata; Actinopteri; Osmeriformes; Osmeridae
Product: apolipoprotein D-like
Exons: 5
Coding region: 156-725 (189 amino acids)
Biological process (GO): lipid transport; tissue regeneration; brain development
Molecular function (GO): lipid binding
Source: RefSeq, a predicted model, not a curated record
ACUGGUAAAAGCUGAAACAUAGGCAGACUGCUCAGACCACUUUUUGCAGCUUGGACAUGUAAAGAAGGUUUAGCCUGUGUGGCCAUUAACUGCAGUUUUAAAUUAGAUUUCAGAUUAACAGGAAAGUGAAGAAUCAAGUUGGAUCUAUUGUUAUCAUGGCUAAGUGUUUUCAGGUGCUCUUUAUGAUUAUAAUUGCUGCGAUACCUGCACAUGCUCAGUCCUUCCACCUGGGCCGGUGUCUCACCCCUGAACUUCAAAAAGACUUUGACAUCAACAAGUACCUUGGGCAGUGGUAUGAGAUUGAGAAGCUUCCUGCUGUGUUUGAGAAAGGGACAUGCAACCAGGCCAAAUACUCCUUACUGGAUGAUGGGACUGUCCAAGUGCGCAAUGCAGAGCUGUUGGCAAAUGGGAAGAUUAACUCAAUAGAGGGUGUGGCCAAGGUCAAAGACUCAAUCCAAUCUGCCAUACUCAAAGUUAAGUUCUUUAAAGGUGUUCCGGAUGCACCAUACUGGGUCCUCUCUACAGACUAUGUGAGCCAUGCGCUAGUCUACUCCUGCAUUGGGUACCUGCGUCUGUUUCAUAUAGACUUUGCCUGGGUAUUGGCUCGCAACAGGACACUGCCUGAUGAUGUCAUCAGCCAGCUCCAUGAUGCUUUGGCAGUGGCUGGGGUCAAUAUCAACCGCCUUACUUUUUCUAACCAGACAGGCUGCCCGGAUAUGUCUUGAGAAUACACACACACACACAUUCAUGUCAUUAAAGUGACCAAUUAAAAAAUCGAAUUCAAUUUU